GUUGAUCAUGUGACACGCUGAUAAUAACCUGCUGUAUCCAAUAUGGCGGCGCUGAAGUGCGAGUCGACGGAUGCUCUCAGUGCGGAUUUGUCAAAAUCGCCGAUAUUCUCGGACCACACCGUUGAGACAAUAAAGGAACAUGAGACUUCCGGAAUACCGCUUCAAACCGCCUGGACAUUCUGGCUGGACAAAGCUAUUUCAGGAACAACGGCAGAAGAAUACAAGGCAAAUUUGAAAAAAAUUUAUACCGUCAACACGGUACAAAGUUUUUGGGCGGUCUUCAACCACAUACCAAAUGCUGGUGAUAUUCAGGUAAGGUACAGCUAUCAUCUGAUGAGGGAUGAGAGAUACCCGUUAUGGGAAGAACCCGUUAACCAACACGGUGGAACAUGGAGACUCAAAUGUCACAAGUACGAUACGGCCGAUGUAUGGAAGGAAAUCGUUUUGGCAGCGAUUGGAGAACAGUUUUCCGACAGUGUCGCCGAGGGUGACGAAAUCUGCGGUGUCACAGUCUCAAUCAGGGACAGAGAUGAUCUUAUACAGAUAUGGAAUGCCAACGCCGCUCUGGCGCCUUCGGCCACCGUGCUGAAAAAAGUUCAUCAACUAUUGCCGGAAGUCAAGUUCCCUGCCGAAUUCUACAAACCCCAUCAAUCCAAUCACGCUUACGGCCGUCGCUGAAGACCAAUUUACAAAUAUGUCGAAGUCGAAGUGGCAAUGGAUGAAAAAUUGAUACCCAGUACGUAAAAUGUGCGUUCCGACGAACAUGCGAUCAGUCCUGCAAUGUUAGUAGUGUUAUAUAAUUUUAUGGAUUUUUUGUACAUGCCGACGAAUGUGGCCAAAGAAUUAUGGCAGGCAACAGCUGAUCUGAAAAACGCAUCCUACCAUAAUGUUAUACAUGAUAUAGAGAAAAGCUGUGAUCAUCGUGGAAUGAUUGAGAGGAGUAAGAAAGCAAAACUGUCGUUUUUCUUUGAUCAAAUGAAUUUCAAAGCUUUUUGUAUAAUCCGUUGGUAUUAAUGAUAUUUUAAUAUUUUAUUGCAACUUUGUGAUAUCGAAUUUGAUUGUUUCUUUACAUAUUAUACAAUUAUUGGUGUUUUUUGAAAUGUUGAAUAUAUAUUUUUUUACACUCAA
Molecule: messenger RNA, 1128 nt
Organism: Neodiprion fabricii
Lineage: Eukaryota; Metazoa; Arthropoda; Insecta; Hymenoptera; Diprionidae
Product: eukaryotic translation initiation factor 4E type 3-like
Exons: 6
Coding region: 43-678 (211 amino acids)
Biological process (GO): translational initiation
Cellular component (GO): eukaryotic translation initiation factor 4F complex
Molecular function (GO): translation initiation factor activity; RNA 7-methylguanosine cap binding
Source: RefSeq, a predicted model, not a curated record